UUCAAAGAUGUCACUUCUUCAUCUUUCUCUUCCUCGGCUCCAGGUUCUUCGAGUACAUCUUUUUGCACCAGAGCCUGGUGAUGUUCCAGAUCGACCAGAAGACGAAGGACUGCUCAAAGAUCUCUCUGACCGAGGCCUGGGAUCUCUUCGACAACCCAGCCAACUCCACCUUCGAGGACCAGUACAUCAUCGGAGGCCCCGGGGACAACGUGGAGGUCCAGGAGUGGUCGGACAGGAAGCCGGCACGCCAACAUGAGACCUGGGUGGGCGUUUACACCCUGAAGGACUGCUACCCCGUGCAGGAGACCUACGCCAGGAACAGCAGCGUCACCACCUCCACCCGCUUCUUCAACCUGCAGCUGGGCAUCAGCGACCCCGACGUCUUCACCCCGCCCAGCACCUGUCAAUCAGCUCGGCCUGAGAGGAUGUCGGAGUCCGGCUGCUGAAUGCCCUCACCUUUAAUCUUAGAUACUUAAACGGGAUAAUCUCGCUGAAUUCUUCUGUUACAUAAAUGUCUGUGAGGUCACAAUCGUUUGUCUGAUGAGUUAACACAAGAAGAGUUUUUAUUCAGCAAAGAUCUAAUUAAUGACUUCUGACGAUGAAACUGUUUAAAUGCUCCUGUGACUGUUUGUUUUCCUGAGUUUGGAAGUUGUUUUUCCAGCUUUGGUGUGAAUGCAGGAGUAAACCAGUUCUUUCAGUAAGCGCCGGCUGUCACAGAAACAGCCUAUGAGUCACUUAGUUACUGCUGGCUGCUGUUUUCUAUUAUUGAUUCUAAUAACAUUUAAUUCACUAACUACUUACGACUCGCUUUUGCUGUUUGUGUGAGAAGCUUCAAAUC
This is a messenger RNA of Labrus bergylta (ballan wrasse), 838 nucleotides long. NCBI's taxonomy places the organism in Eukaryota, Metazoa, Chordata, Actinopteri, Labriformes, Labridae. The record is from RefSeq and is a predicted model, not a curated record.